GGGACACGCACCGCGCUGGAUCCCGAUGGAAAAAAGAACAACAAGGGACGAUCGUUGUCGCAUCACAUCUUCCAACGCGUAUAUUCGAGAACCUGUCCCGAGCCUGAAAAAAGGACGUGAAAUCGAAAUGCACGGUUAAACGACCGACCACCACCGGUCGCGCGUGUUCCGCCGCUAAUUCCUUAACCCCGAGAGAUGCAUUCCUGCAGUGGUUAUCAAGAUCGUCCAUAGACCUCAAUUACUAUUCCGUCGCUGGCAGUAAACAAAACACGAAGUUUAUAGGAAAAACAGGCAAGGCAGUUCAAGUGAACAGUACUGCACGGUCCUUUAUCGCGUUCCAUCUCUGUCCGAUACAGUCGAGUGGCCGAGCGAGUCGCCGUUAGCUCCUCUCGUUCUAAUUAACGAGCGACCUGUGCGCGUCCGACGAACAAAAGCGAGACAACUAUGGGGAAUACCAACUACAGGACGAAGAGAGAGCGAAGAAGGGAGAUGGGGCAGCAAACGAGGAAGAAGGAUGUGAAUACUAGCCGGCCAACCACGUGAUCACCGGGCGGGGGUGGCAGGCGACAUUUCGCAUGCUCAGAACUCCACAGGCUGCAGCGUAUCGCACACCGAGCCGAUACCCUUCGCAGGGAAACAAUAGUGCUGGCCGUGUCCGUGGGAGAGAAUCCGUCACAGAACUUCGACGGGUAAACGCGCACCGAGACAAAACGUUGCCCAUAGAGAUCGUCUGCCAUUCGGUUCGACUCGUACGCUCUCGUCACCCGGCUUCCACCGUUUCACCCUCCGAGAGACGUGUGCAGAGCAACGGGAGAUGUAUCCUCGGGAAAUCGUUGUCCAAGCUUUGUCAGUUCGCCCGCCUCAUUGCUAGUUUCGCGGCCUGACAAGUGGUUUCUCGUAUGGAGAUUCGUCGAUCGGUAUAAUUCUGUAAUUGUUUCCUCCUGCGCGUUGGCAAACACAGAAUCUCCUUGAAUCGUAUCAACGCAAAGUGAACUGUUGAUUGUGCAGUUUAUCGUGAAAUUCCAAUCUGCAUUCAACGAGUGACAAAUCAGGAAUUGUACAUCCUUUCUUCAGCGUUUUCAGGUAGAUAAGAGUUUUCUCUGGUUAUCAGGAACUAACACUGUCGGGGAGAGUGCAGUGCGUCCGUCGGGUGUCAACGAUGUUCUCGUGGUCGUGGAAAGUGCGAGAAAAGUGAGAGGUAGUGUGCUUAAACUUCAAGUGCACCCUGUACACGCAUUCAAUCACGUACACGCGACGCGAGGAGGGAUGACGAUGCUAUCGGGAGGGAACCAACUGCAGCUUCCUUGAUCCACGAAUAUUCUCAUCGAAGCACCCUCGCUUGGUCCAGCCGUAAACACCGGAUACAAGACGGAGUGAUAUGUUAACCGAAGACAAUGACCCGACGAAACCAGCAGGGGUUUUAGACAAUGCUGGCAACGUGUCUUCGUCCACAGAGGCCUCGGUACAACACCCUCGAGCCGCGAACAAUGAGGCGGAAGUCAAGAACGAGGUGCAAGACUGCCCUGAGAACGACAGCGUGCCCAGCGGGGAAUUGUACAUCGACGAGAAUGCGGAGGAAAAGGAGCAGGAGUAUCCGGAUUCCAUGGAGAAGGACUACAGUUCAUUGUACGGACCCAAUCCAUUUUAUACCAGUUUAUAUAAUUCACCUUCCUGCGGAGCAGCAGCCACCGCGAAGAACAGCUCGGGCUUGCAAAGUUCUUACUUGACCUCGUACACCGCGCCAAGCUCCAUGACUCAGUACUCCUCUUAUGCUACCUACAACAGCGGCACUGCGAACUUCCCCAACGUAGCCCAGAAUAUAUCAUCCUCAUCACAGAAGCUGGACUAUAGCGCCUACAGCAGCAGUUUAUACGGAAACGACAGGGUAUCGUUACAGUAUUCCGGAUAUUACCCCAUGCACGGCUACCAUGCGUCGCCUGCCUCGUUUAACAUUGGGAACCUAAAUUUCGCUGAUUCGACAAAGUCUGCGCUCACGUUGGACGCAACAACUCACGAUGCCAGCGAUCUUACCGCACGGGAAACCGCAAACAUCGAAGGUAACACGAUUCGGGCGACAGCGAAACCUUGCAGACGCGGAAGACGCCAAAGCGGAAGUGGAAACAGUAUAGGUUCUGCGGACACGACAGAAGCCGGUCCCGACCGGAUAUUCAUCUGGGACCUUGACGAAACCAUAGUUGUGUUUCACUCGUUGCUUACUGGACUAUUCGCAACGAAGCACCGUAAGGAUCCCACCCUUCUGGCACAAGUGGCGUACAGGAUGGAGGAAAUGAUAUUCAAUUUGGCUGAUACUCAUUUCUUUUUCAACGAUGUCGAGGAUUGCGAUCAAGUGCACAUUGAUGACGUAUCAUCAGACGACAACGGGCAGGACCUGUCUUCCUACAAUUUCGCUACCGACGGCUUUCAAUGUGCAUCUGCGAACAAUGGCAUAUGUUUGGCUUCCGGGGUCAGAGGCGGUGUCGAUUGGAUGCGGAAACUGGCCUUUCGAUAUCGUAAAAUAAAAGAAAUCUAUAGCAAUUACCGAAACAACGUCGGUGGUUUGCUUGGGGCGGCGAAACAGGAACAGUGGCUACAGUUGCGUUCAGAGAUCGAAGUACUGACCGACAACUGGUUAACAUCCGCUGUAAAAUGUUUGAGUCUCAUCAAUAAAAGAAGCCAUUGUAUCAAUAUCUUGGUGACCACUACUCAAUUAGUGCCAGCCCUGUCGAAAGUGCUACUCUUCGGGAUCGGUGGAAUAUUUCCUAUCGAGAAUAUUUAUUCCGCCUCGAAAAUCGGAAAGGAGAGCUGCUUUGGAAGAGUGGUCGCACGGUUUGGUCGGAGAUGCACCUACGUGGUUAUAGGAGAUGAUUCCGAUGAAGAAACAGCGGCACGCGCCCACAAUUUCCCAUUCUGGAGAGUAAACAGUCAUUCGGACACGCAGUCGUUGUAUAACGCCUUAGAAAUGGGAUUUCUUUAAUCGAAAUAAAUUUAGAAGGCGGAGGGAGAGACAAUUUAAAGAAUACGUUCAAACGAAGGACACUUUAAUUACGUGGAGACUUAAUCGAAAUACUUCUAUUUCUAUAUUCUUUACUCUGUCCGAGAGUAAACGGAUGCUACCAUUGAGUGAACAUUUCAACAUUCCUACUAUUUAUCGUAAUACGCGAGUCGAGGAUCGGCUGUUCCUCUGACAUCGCGAUACACAACUUAUUGGAGCAGGGUUCACAAGUGAUAUACGAUGAAAGUAAAAGAAACGAGUGAAAGAAAUUUAAGAAUUAAAGAUUUAUAUAGAAUAACGAAGAUUUCCAAGUCAUUCCCGCACGCUUUCGGCUGUACAUUCGACACGAACAUUCGUUGGAAACUGUGCGUAUCGUUUCUGUGUACUUAAACGCAUUAUUGCAUUUCCUGCUUUACAAACAAUAUAGGGAAUGUGCAGGGUGAGAUAACGACAAAGUUAAUAGGUUUCCGUAGGUAGACACUAAAAUUAAAAAGCCUACAAGUAGGCUUCUAAUAGGUAAAAUUUGGAGCGAGAUUUAUCUGAAGCAUUCGUAUCUAUCGUCAAAGCGAACAAGUUAUUUCAGGCGGCUUAUCUCAAGUACCUCACCCUGUAAAAGUGGUUGAAAAAGAUUAGAGCAAUGAGGUAGUAUGUGUAACUUUGUUAGUAAAAUGUUUUGAUUGACGUGUAUGUCGAAAUCUUUUAAGAAAGUUUUAUAUGAAUAUUGUGAUACAGUUUAAUCCAAUUAUUUAAUUGCAACGCGAUCCCAGUAAACGUAAUAAAGCAUGGUUAAAGCAGAUACUUUCUAAUGCAUAGUUGGUGAGAAUUAUAGUCACGUUUUGAUUAGUUAUAUUAUAGGGAUAUACGACUGAAAUACUAUGCAUUCUUAACAUUUCAUUUGUUCGCACGUAUCGCAUACUACUAAAGAUACUUAGGUAUAUAUAUUUUUGAAUCGUUCAUAUCAUGAUGUGGUUAAAGACUUCUUCCGAAUUUCAAACUAUUUCGAAUUAUCUUAACGGGGAUAGUAAUUUAUAGAUCGUGUCAUUAAAAUUUAUAAUUUUACAAGAGUAUUAUGGACGCGUAAAUAAUAUUUUCAAAGUGUACAGGGAGUAGGUUGUAUACUUAAAAUUUUAAUUAAUAACGGGAAUAAGAUUAGCGAAUGAUAACCAAAGUUAACGUUGAAUAACUGUAAAAUCACUUUAUAUAAGUUUUUAAAAUGUAUCGUGUAUUCGUUAAGAGAACAUUUGCAGAAGAUGAUAAAAAUAUAAGGAUGUAUUGUGCAAAUCAUAUAUUCAACAUGAUCGAUUUUGUUUCUUUCAUAAGUGGUUUUCUUCUGAAUCCAUAUUAUUUCGUUGAAGUUUUCGAUUUAUUCAUAUGCCCACUUAUAUUUGUUCUUAAUUUCAAAAUUGCGACAAAACAGUGCAAUUGUGCAAAACAAAGUUGUCGGCUAUGGAUUUAUAAAAUUACACGUUAACCUCAAUAGUACAAAAAUCUGCACAAGCUGUGAAAUUAUUAUUAAUAGAACUAAUUGAAAUUAACAAUUUUUCUUUUAGCAAAAUACAACCCGAAUCUUCUGUGCAUAAUGUAUAUGUUCGAGAGAAAUUCAUUUUUUCGUAUGUACCUUUCAGUUACAUCGAUGUAUUGAUGAUUAGACGUGAUACUGUGAGUAUGUGUAUUAAAAUAAGUUGAUGGUAUAGAAGAAAAGUUGUAAUAUCAUUAUCACACGAAUCGAGUGUUAUUAUUUUAUUUUGAGCACGUUCGUUUUCGUUUCUCGCAACAUUCCUUUGUAUGUUCAAGGUUAUAUUAAACGCACAGUGAUGUGAAUCCUAUUUUUAGUGUCUGUAUUAAUUUGAUAAUAAUUGAAGGAAUUGUAUUACGUGAACUGUGCCUAUUGAAAUUACAUAUAUUUUUGUAAGUA
Molecule: messenger RNA, 4907 nt
Organism: Hylaeus volcanicus
Lineage: Eukaryota; Metazoa; Arthropoda; Insecta; Hymenoptera; Colletidae
Gene: eya
Product: eyes absent homolog 4
Exons: 11
Coding region: 1379-2974 (531 amino acids)
Biological process (GO): cell differentiation; multicellular organism development; negative regulation of extrinsic apoptotic signaling pathway in absence of ligand
Cellular component (GO): nucleus
Molecular function (GO): protein tyrosine phosphatase activity
Source: RefSeq, a predicted model, not a curated record